GAUUGAGACAAGAUUAACAAAGCAACACUUUCACUAAUCCUCUAAUGGCAGAAGAGAAGAUCUUGAAGAAGACUCCGGCGGCGAAGAAGCCGCGAAAACCUAAAACCACCACUCAUCCUCCAUACUUUCAGAUGAUAAAAGAGGCUUUGAUGGCUCUGAAAGAGAAGAACGGAUCAAGCCCUUACGCUAUAGCUAAGAAGAUAGAGGAGAAACACAAGUCUUUACUUCCAGAGAGUUUCCGUAAAAUACUUUCUCUACAGCUUAAAAACUCUGUCACUAAAGGUAAGCUCGUGAAGAUCAGAGCCUCUUACAAGCUCUCAGAUACCACCAAGAUGACAACGAGGCUACAGGACAAGAAGAGUAAGAAGAAUAUGAAGCAAGAAGAUAAAGAGAUCACAAAGAGGACUAGGUCUUCUUCGACAAGGUCCAAGAAGAGUAUGUCUGUGAAUAAACAAGAAAAGAUGAGGAAAGCGAAGAAGGCGAGACAGCCUAAGUCUAUCAAAUCUUCAGCUGGUGAAAGAGCUGUUUCAAAUUCAUUUGAUAUGUCUCUAUUGGAAAUCAAUGCUAACUACCCUGCUGUUCUUGAGUUUGUGGCCAAUUUACCACCUGAUGUUAUGCCACUGACUAUCGAAGACUCGAAGGCAAAACAAGUGAAUGCAGAACAGAGAAAAAAGGAUUACUAUGAUCGUUUUCCAAGGAAAACCAUCUCUGGACUCUUUUGUUUUUCUGAGACUGGAAAGUGCAACAUAAUUUGUACCAUAAUGAAUAUCGACACAGACUAUUCUUGGUAUUUCUUUAGUUGCCUCAAGUGUAGCAAAACUGCCUAUAAGAUUCCAAAGGUUGAAAAUGAGAUUGUCAAGAAAGGUAAGAAAGAAAUGUUUUGGUGUCCAACAUGUAAGGAAGACACUCCUAAGGUGAUACCAAGGUAUCUUUUAAACGUUGGAGUGAUGGAUAACACUGGGGACACUAAAUGUCUUAUCUUUGAUAAAAGUGCACAAGAGAUAAUCGGUGUGUCUGCAGAGGAUUUGUUGGAAGGGAAGUGGGAUGAGGUUUCAACCGUUUGGCUGGGUAAUGAAUCUGACAAUCUAGAUACUGUUGAAGAUUCUGACCAGCAGACUGACCAACGUAAUGACCUCUCUAUUGAUCAGGAAGGACUUGCUCUGACCAAUAGUAGUGAAACCACUGACCCUUUAGGUCCUACAUCAUCCACUCCUUCAUCUAAGCGUAGUAUGGAUGCUGUUUCUGAGGACAUUGAAGGUCAGGGUUCUACUACUAAAAAGGCAUGUGUCUCUUCCAUUCUUGGUGACAUUGAGAAGGAAGAGAUUGAAGGUGGCAAGAAUUAAGUUGUGCUGGCUGGGAAUAAUGUAGAGAGCUUGGCUGUAGCAAUUAGUUUUCUAUUUUUUCUUUUGUUCAAGUUUCAAAACUUCUUUAGUUAUUUCCUUUAGCUAUUUGCUAUUUAGUUUCCAGUUAUUUUCAGAUCAAGCAAUAAAGUCUAAGCUUCUCC
Arabidopsis arenosa is the source of this 1504-nucleotide messenger RNA. The record is from the annotation of a GenBank genome assembly. Lineage: Eukaryota; Viridiplantae; Streptophyta; Magnoliopsida; Brassicales; Brassicaceae.